AUGUGCAGCAAAAAAUACUGCGACACUGGCAUUUUUGUGCGAGCUUUGUCUGAAAUAUAUCUGUCCCAGCAGCAGCAGCAGCUCUCUCCUGCUUCCUGCGCAGUCGUGCCUUCUGCUGCAGCAGCAACAGCAGCAGCAACAGCAGCAGCAACAGCAGCGCUCCCCACUGUAGGCAAACGACGGCAGCAGUAG
Eimeria necatrix is the source of this 192-nucleotide messenger RNA. RefSeq lists its product as hypothetical. The record is from RefSeq and is a predicted model, not a curated record. The transcript has a single exon. NCBI's taxonomy places the organism in Eukaryota, Apicomplexa, Conoidasida, Eucoccidiorida, Eimeriidae. Bases 1 to 192 code for a protein of 63 amino acids.